Toxoplasma gondii ME49 is the source of this 889-nucleotide messenger RNA. RefSeq lists its product as hypothetical. The record is from RefSeq and is a predicted model, not a curated record. Bases 1 to 486 code for a protein of 161 amino acids. The transcript has a single exon. NCBI's taxonomy places the organism in Eukaryota, Apicomplexa, Conoidasida, Eucoccidiorida, Sarcocystidae.
AUGAUUGUCUUUUUUGCACUCGUAUGUGCUCUGGCUUUCACCAACUCGUCCAACGGACAGUUCAACUUCCCGGCAAUAGACGCUGGAAAUGACGAAACACUGGAGUUUCGCGAGCAUCAGGUCAUACCGCGUCGCACUAUGGAUGUAGAGGCAGCUGACAUUGAGUCGAAUCCAUACAUCUUCAGGGAGGCCCAACUGGACACGCCUGAAGAGGCUAGCUACCCCAUAACGCGGAAACUUAGUUUACAGGAACAGCCUAGCAACGUGAAUCCUCACGAAGAAGUUGACGAUUACGCUUCUAUUCUAGACAGCAUCAAAGAAGGAGUUGUGCUGGAGGCGCUCUUACCACUAGUUACCAUGGCUCCGUUGCUGGUGUCCGCUGGUCUCGAAGCCGAUGUGAGCUGGUCAGUCCCCGCCGCUCCUCAGGUGUCGUUCCCCAAGCUGGGACAAAAGCGGACCGUCUAUAUGUUGAAGUGCUUUGCAUGAACGCAGCCGAGUCAGGUACGUAUUUGCUUCUCUGACCGGGAUGACAAACCUGAGCUGUCACUAAGAUUCAGGAGUGCAUUACAGGGGGAUGGUCGGAGUCGUCUGCUGGAGGUCGAGACUGACAGAAAGCCUUCACAGCAGACGCUCAGAUACUCUCCUGCGACGUAAUUGGAAAGUGUUGUACAGCUCUGUGCGAAAUGCCUUUUUGAUUCGUGGAAUCCGCUACCAUAAACGAAAGACACAUGAGACUGGUGCCGCCACGAUGAUUUAUGCCUGUCCCUAUUUCUACGGGAUACACAAACAUUUUGAUGCGAAUUGAGUGAAGCCAACCCAGCGUUGUUUUGCUUCCGUAUCUCAUAUAGCUGCCAAAGUGACCGCUUGACGUGACCAGAAACUUUAUCGA